ACAAAAUGUCAGCCUCCAUAAUCAAACUUUAUUAGAAAAAGAAGAGUGGAUCUUCCGUCUUCAUCCUUCAAGUGAGAAACAAACCUACGGAAAUUCUCUAACCUUGUAAAAUAUUCUAGAAGAUGGUCUUUGUUAUCUGACUGAGGAUUGAUAAGACAUUUCACCAUGAGGCGCUCGGCUGCCCCCUCCCAGCUUGCCUCGGCAUGUAAGAGACCACGAUUUACCCCUCCUUUUGCAGUCAAACAGACCAGUGGCAACGAGAACACUUUGGAAAUCAAGAAUCAGAGAUUAUCAACAUCAAAUAGAUGUUAUGAUGCACAGAAACCAAUUGACGACCGCUCCGCUCUAAAUGUUCUCCAGCCUCACAACCAGACAAGAGAACCCUUUGGUCAGACGUUAGGUUCUUCAGCUUUCACCAGUCCCAUGAAGCAAACUUUAAAUGCAAGACAAUCACCAGCAUCAAAUGUAGAAGAAGACUCUGCAGAAAUCAGAAAUUCAACAAAUGAUUUAUCGGGAUGCACUGAUAACAAACUUUGUAGCAACUUGAACAACGAAAAUUCAGUCCAGCCUCAUGAAGGGUCAAAGGUCAAACAAGGUCACCUCAUUAGUGGGUCUUUAGGAGACAGCGCAUCAGCCAGAGAACAAGCACAAGCUCCUGAUGUGAAAGCAAUACCUAGAAGCAUCCAGUAUCGAGGGUUCAGGCAACCCUCACUGCAGACAACUCAUCCUCCUAAGGCAGUAGCUGUGCAGGAGCAAGGGGAACCUGAACCACACUACUUCAAUGUUGUGUGGUGCAAGUUGUCCAAGAAGAAGCACAAGAAGUGGGAAGGGGAUGCUGUGCUUGUGACCAGAGGAAAGUCUGUCUCGUUAUUAGACACAGACGGAAAAGAAAUCGGCAAGGGUAGAGGCUACAAAUCCACUGAACUCAGCAGCUUGUCAGAAGGGCAUACGUUGGUCAUUGGUGGCAAGGAAAUUGAGGUUAUGAGUGAGAUUCCCCAAAAUGAUUUCACUUCAGGCAAAUGUUUCCAGACAACUUCAGCUGCCUCUCCUCCAGAAGAGAAUUCCUUUUCGUCAAAGCCUCCUUCUGCUGCCAAGCCGUUCAUGAACCCCCUGAAGGCUGGAUCAACUGCAUUAAAUCCUCUGGCCGGCUCAUCCAACAAAACAGCUCCAAAACCUCUCCACGAUGCAACACAACCCGAUGCCCUCGUUAUGCCCCGCCCUUCCUCUGCACACCAGUGGGCCAACAAUCCCCAGCACCUCCCUGUAGUGGAUGUGGUCUUGGACCCCUACUUGACAUCCAAGCUCAGACCCCAUCAGCGAGAGGGAGUCAUCUUCCUGUAUGAGUGUGUGAUGGGAAUGAAGGGUUUCCAAGGAAAUGGGGCAAUACUCGCGGAUGAUAUGGGACUUGGGAAGACCCUCCAGUGUAUCUGUCUAAUAUGGACACUGUUUAAGCAAGGUCCUUACAGGGGCAAGCCCAUCAUCAAGAGAGUGUUGAUUGUCACACCGGGAAGCCUGGUUAAGAACUGGUGUCAGGAGUUCAAGAAAUGGCUCGGUAAUGAGAGAAUGCGAGUGUUUCCUGUAAAUGCCGACAAGAAAGUCCAGGAAUUUGCCAGCAGUCCAAUCUACCCAGUCCUUAUCAUCAGUUAUGAGAUGUUCGUUCGAUCCAUUGAGGCCAUCAGAAAGAUCAGCUUUGACUUGAUUGUCUGUGACGAAGGACAUCGCUUGAAGAAUACUAACAUCAAAACAACAUCUCUAAUAUCAAGUAUCCCUGUGCAGAGACGGAUUCUUUUGACUGGAACUCCAGUUCAGAAUGAUCUUCAAGAAUUUCAUUCAAUUGUUGAAUUCUGCAAUCCAGGUGUCUUAGGGUCCAGCGGAGCAUUCAGACGUGUAUAUGAAGAACCCAUUAACAAGAGCAACCAACCUCAAGCAACGGAAGAAGAGAAGAAACUAGCUGCUACUAGAGCAACAGAGUUGUCCAGAUUGACUGGUUUAUUUGUUUUAAGGAGAACUCAAGAGAUCAACAACAAGUAUUUACCUCCCAAAGUUGAGACAGUCGUCUUCUGCAAGCCAAGUCGUCUCCAGCUUGCUCUGUAUCAGAAGCUUCUAAGUUCCCGUGUGCUCCGUAGCUGCCUGACUGCCUCCAGCGAGUCCUCCCCUCACCUUGUCUGCAUCAUGGCGCUGAAGAAGCUUUGUAACCAUCCCGGGCUGCUGCAUCAAGUAUGUCAAGACACGGAUGAGGAGCGUCAGGCUAGGGCUUCUCUGGAUCCUGGCUACUUGCAAGAAGAAUCAUUAUACAAGGACCUGCUUCCACUCUACCCUGAAGGCUUCACCCUGGACAGCCUAGACACUGAUCACUCAGGCAAGAUGCAAGUCCUUGCUAGUCUUCUACGCUCAAUGCACAAAGAUGGUCCAUCAGAGAAGAUUGUCCUGGUGUCCAACUACACACAGACCCUGAGUCUACUGCAGAUGUUGUGUGAGCAGGAAGGAUAUAAAUUCUGUCGUCUUGACGGGAGUACACCGACCUCAAGACGCCAGGAGAUUGUAGAGCAUUUCAACAGCUCAUACUCACAAGAAACUGUAUUUCUACUGAGUUCCAAAGCUGGUGGUGUGGGCUUGAAUUUGAUUGGUGCAUCCAGACUGCUGCUCUAUGACAUCGACUGGAAUCCAGCCAAUGAUCUGCAGGCAAUGGCAAGAGUUUGGAGAGACGGUCAGAAGAAACAAGUUCAUAUUUACAGACUCAUCACAACGGGUACUAUUGAAGAGAAAGUUUAUCAAAGGCAGAUCAGCAAGCAAGGCCUGAGUGGGGCUGUGGUGGAUGCUAAGAGCCAUGGGCAUGUCAAAUUCUCACUGGAAGAUCUUAAGGAUCUAUUCACUUUGAAUGAAGGCACAGUGUGCAUAACUCAUGACAUGAUGGCAUGUACAUGUCAGACUGGUACAGAAGUAGUCCUUGAUAACCCACAGGAGAGUACAGUGAAUAGAACUUGCCAACUUGGAGCCAAGAAGAACAGCACUGACAAGAGGAACCUGGCCAUGAACCAACUUAUGGAAUGGAAACAUUUCUUGGGUCCACUAAAUGAAAACUACCAGGAUGAACAUAUAGCGAGUGCUGGAACGCAGAUCACAUUCGUAUUUCAGAAUGAAACCAACGUGAAGCCAUUGAAUAUUUAGAAUCAACAAACAAACUCAACAAGGAGGAACAUUUAUGAAUCAUUCUGCAAUACAUUGACAUUAUUGUAUAGAGCGGUGUUUUCGCCUGCUGAAAACCAAAGAGGUAAUAGUUCUUAAACUGAUGAUUUAAGCAAAAAAUAAGCAGUCUACAAGAACUGACAAGAAUCUGCAAACCGACGAGAAGAAAGCGCUCACACAAAUGCUCAAGGAUCCAUUCUACGCAUCCAAAUUGUGAGUUCUUGAUGCAUAGAGGUCAAGGUAAAAGCUUGUAAGUGACAUACAUUUUUCAAUUGGUGUUUUCUUGAUGGCAAAUCUUCCUGGCGAUGUGGUUGUAUCAGCUAAAAAGGAAGUAGUGACAUGGGCCGCCUUUAAAUGGCAGGGGACUGUAAGAGACUUUACAUCAAACGAGACACACAGCCAUCUGGUUACAUAAAAAUGGAGUGCUAUGUGCACUCGGAUGCAAAUUUUUUAUAACUGAAUGCAGCUUAUGAGGUUUUCCUCCUAUUGACCCCUUGCACGUGUGUCACACGCGGCGACUGAUCCGCGCUCACCAUGUUGGUGGGCAAGUUAGG
Molecule: messenger RNA, 3740 nt
Organism: Asterias rubens (European starfish)
Lineage: Eukaryota; Metazoa; Echinodermata; Asteroidea; Forcipulatida; Asteriidae
Product: DNA repair and recombination protein RAD54B-like
Exons: 24
Coding region: 166-3168 (1000 amino acids)
Biological process (GO): double-strand break repair via homologous recombination; reciprocal meiotic recombination
Cellular component (GO): nucleus
Molecular function (GO): ATP-dependent chromatin remodeler activity; ATP binding; DNA translocase activity
Source: RefSeq, a predicted model, not a curated record